AUGAUUAACUUGACGUCAUACACACACAGAAGGAUGGCUUCGCAGUCACAGGUUUUAUUUGAGAGAGAUGGAGUUUACAUUCAUGUAAAUGUAAAUUCUACAACAGCCGAUAAAGAUGCUCAUAUACCAGGAAGAGUUUACUUGACUCAUAAGUCUGAAGGAAAUUUUAUUGAAUGGAAGGCAGAAGAUGUUCAAAGUCUAGAUAGCAAUCAGAAUGACCAGGAAUGGGCUGUGAUUGGUACAACAUGUUCUGUAGGGUACAAACCAGACAAGGACAAUGUAGUCAGUGAGAGUUCAAAAGCAGAAUCAAGAAAGAGAUACAAUGUCAGUUUUGAUAUAAUGGAUUUGAAAAGUUUCAAAAGGAAUGCACCAAACCAUGGAUGGGCAUACAUUAUUUUCAUCCUGAAAGAUGGGACGACAUAUCCUGCCCUACAUUUCCACAGUGGAGGUAGCAAGGCUCUACUUCAACAGAUUGGCAAAUACAUUCAUAUCAAGAGGUCACCAAAUGACAGUCGGCUGUUUAUAGUACAAGAACAUGACCCUGACAUGCUGUCCAAGUCGUUUGAUGAGUUACACCUGUUCUCAGACUCUUCAGCAUAUCGUGUCACUAAAUUUAUCAAUGAUCCUUACACCACUGCCCUUGGAGGGUUUGCCAAGGUCACCAACUUCUUGCGUGACACUAUAAUGACGCCAGAUAUAGUGACAAGUCGACCGAAGGAAGAAGUGGCUGAAAUUUUACAGGAAGAUAUUCCUGGCAUGGAGAUCAGUCAACAGGUUGAAUCUGGAUUUGAGGUUGUUACAAAGACCAAACUGCCCACUCGUCCAGAAGUAGUCCGUGGGGGGACCCUUGACUCACAGCAGUGGUCAAAACACAUGGACAGAGAUGGUCGUAUCAAGGACGUUGAGAAUCUGAAAGACGUCAUUUUCAGAGGGGGUGUGGACCCCUGUAUAAGGAUAGAGGUGUGGAAGUUUCUACUGGGAUACUACGACUGGCAGUCAACCUACAAAUCAAGAGCUGAUGAAAGAAAGCGUAAAGUAGAUGACUACUUCAGGAUGAAGUUACAAUGGAAGACCAUCAGUGAUGCCCAGGAGAAAAGAUUCUCUCUGUUAAGGGAAAGAAAAUGUCUCAUAGAGAAGGAUGUGACACGAACAGAUCGUACACACAAGUUCUUUGAGGGAGAAUGUAAUCCUAACCUACAGGUCCUAAACGAUAUCCUCAUGACCUACUGCAUGUACAACUUUGAUCUAGGUUAUGUACAAGGGAUGAGUGAUCUGUUAUCGCCCAUCCUUGUUGUCAUGGAGAAUGAAGUGGAUGCUUUCUGGUGCUUUGCUGGUCUCAUGGAUAGAGUGUGGGAAAACUUUGAAAUGGACCAGAAAGGAAUGAAAAACCAGCUCGCAGAUAUCCACAGGUUGAUGCAGUUCUCGGAUCCAGAACUGUGUAGCUAUCUAGAGAGCCAUGAUUCUGGAAACUUCUACUUCUGUUUCCGAUGGUUACUCAUCUUCUUCAAGAGGGAAUUCUCCUUCAGUGACGUACAGCGUUUAUGGGAGGUGAUCUGGACAGAGCGACCCUGUAAGAAUUUCCAUCUACUGAUAUGCCUGGCAAUACUGGAUACAGAGAAAAUCACUCUCAUUGAGAACAAAUUUGGCUUCACAGAAAUCCUAAAGCACAUCAAUGAUAUGAGCUUAGCCAUACACCUAGAGGAAACCCUGAAGAAAGCUGAAAGUAUUUUCCUCCAACUUAAGAACAGUAGAAAAUUACCUGACGUGCUGAAAGAGGUCUUAGGCAUGGAACUGUCUCCAAGCAGUUCAACAUCAAGCUCCAGUAAAACCACACCUAUAGGAACGCCCAUCAACCGAGAAUCCACUCCAAAACUUGAGCUUCCUCUCCAUGUGCGUGAGAAUGAACUGAGUGCACCCAGCUCUGGGUCAGGUACUGCCGUGACAACACCAGAUGAUAGUAGUCUAGAGAUCCUCACAGCAAAUGCUGACACAGCCAUGAAUCUUGUGUAUAACUAGUCAUAGAGCAGUCAGCCAUGUUGUUUGUCUUUGCGAUACAAACAUGUUGUACCUGCAGACUUGCCAAGAGUCCAGAUUUGGUGCUUGUUAAUCGGUACACCAUUCUGGUGUGAAAUGCUGAUUGAUUCAGGCCUGACAACACCAUGUAGGACAUGUCUGUAUGGUCAUUUGUCAUGGUCUGUUGAGCACCUGACAUGACAAGACUGACGUUUAACUGCUGGCACAGGACGUCAUGUCUUGUUUCCAAGACCGACCACAAUUGGCGACCCAUCAGAUGACAUGACCUACCACUAUUCCCUAUAUAGGGUCCAAAUAUGCCAUCUGUUUUCCAUAAUGUAUUUGAGGAGAGAUUAUAGCUGCCCUCAACUGAGUGAGGAUUUCUCCGGAUCAACUAAGAAAACGCCAAGGAGGAGUUUAUUGUAUGUGACAUUACUGUGAUUAUGUGAGAGAGGUGGUAUUGAAUGGAUGAUUAUGUGGAAAAGAGGUAUGAACUGAAUGGUAGUGAUAGAUUCACGUUAAAGUUUAAUUAUGUUAGAUAGAAAAAAAAAAUAUCUGUGAAUUUUAGAAAUAUUUGUUGACUGCUAAUAGAUACUCUAUACUCUUGACUGCAGAUGAACAAAAUUCACCUAAUAGGUCCUGAUAAUGCAUAUAGUGGUGUCACUAGUCAUGCACAGUGUUCACAGCCCUGAUC
Ylistrum balloti is the source of this 2707-nucleotide messenger RNA. Its product is annotated as TBC1 domain family member 15-like. Gene Ontology annotation, molecular function: GTPase activator activity. Gene Ontology annotation, biological process: activation of GTPase activity. The record is from RefSeq and is a predicted model, not a curated record. NCBI's taxonomy places the organism in Eukaryota, Metazoa, Mollusca, Bivalvia, Pectinida, Pectinidae.